Molecule: messenger RNA, 1335 nt
Organism: Chrysoperla carnea
Lineage: Eukaryota; Metazoa; Arthropoda; Insecta; Neuroptera; Chrysopidae
Product: senecionine N-oxygenase-like
Exons: 6
Coding region: 47-1330 (427 amino acids)
Molecular function (GO): flavin adenine dinucleotide binding; NADP binding; N,N-dimethylaniline monooxygenase activity
Source: RefSeq, a predicted model, not a curated record
UUAAUUUAACUAUAAUAAUAUUUAUUAAAAAAUAGUGGAAUCAACAAUGCAUAUUGCAAUAAUUGGUGCUGGAAUUGCGGGUUUAUUAUCCUUACAUCAUGCUAUUAAAAAUAAUUUAGGUGAAUAUACGGUAUUUGAACAGGGUAAAGAAAUUGGUGGAUUAUGGGUGUAUACGGAUAAAGUGGGUACUGAUGAAUUUGGAUUACCCGUACAUUCAAGUUUAUAUGAAGGAUUAAGAUCGAAUGUACCUAUACAAAUGAUGAGUAUUCCAGAUUAUCCAAACAAUAUAACAUCAUACAAUUUUACAUCGUAUGUUAACCAUGAAGACGUGUUAAAAUAUCUUCAUGCGUUCGCUGAUCAUUUUGACUUAAAGAAACAUAUAAAAUUUUACAAUCAUGUGAAGAAAGUGAAACCUAUUGCAAACAAUAGAUGGGAAAUAAUUUCUCUGGAUCUUCAAACGAAGGAGGAAAAAGUAUAUGAAUUCGAUGCAGUUAUAAUUGCAAAUGGUCGUCGUAGCGUACCAAAAUAUCCCCAUUUGAAAGGGAUAGAAACUUUUGAAGGAAAACAACUACACAGUCAUGAUUAUCGAAAUCCAAAACCAUUUGAAAAUGAUCAAGUUUUGGUGAUAGGCGCCGGAGCGUCUGGAUUGGAUAUCACAUAUCAUCUAAGUGAAGCUGCUGAUAAGGUAUUUUUGAGUAAUCAUUUAAAAUACGAUAUAAGUGAAUUUUAUCCAAACAAUGUCAUCUCAAAACCUGAUGUAGCUUAUGUGGAUAAUUCAAGUGUACAUUUUAAAGAUGAAAGUACAGAAGAUGUGAAUUCCAUAUUAUAUUGUACCGGUUUCAAAAUGUCAUUUCCAUUUUUAACUCCAGAAUCAGGUUUAACAUUUGAAAAUGAUUAUAUUAAUCCACUAUACAAGCAUAUUAUAAAUAUUGAAUAUCCAACUAUGGGAUUUAUGGGUAUUCCAUAUGUUACAUCAAUAUUCCCUACGCUAGACUUGCAGGCUCGUUUUUAUACCGAAUAUUUAAAAAACCCUUCAAAAUUCCCAACAAAACGUCGAAUGUAUAUGGACAAGGAAAGAGAAGAAGAAAUGCGAAUGAAACUUGGUCAAACAGUCAAACAAUUUCAUCAAUUAGGUGAUUUACAAGGGGCAUAUUUCAAUAACUUAUCAAAAAUUGCACAAAUCAAACCCGUACCACCAGUAAUAUUGAAAUUGUAUGAAGAUCGGGAAAAUAGAUCUAAAACAGAUUUGAAACGUUAUAAGGGUGAUUUGUAUACCAUUAUUGAUGAUAAGAGUUUCUAUGUUGUUCGAAGUACUAUUGAUUUUUAUUGAUUAUA